Molecule: messenger RNA, 4814 nt
Organism: Linum trigynum
Lineage: Eukaryota; Viridiplantae; Streptophyta; Magnoliopsida; Malpighiales; Linaceae
Source: the annotation of a GenBank genome assembly
GCAUUUUAUUUUUCUCUCUUCCUAACUCCGUCGUACUCUCAUUGCAUCUCAACCCUAUAAUCUGUAUCUUCUCAAAUAUAGUGAAACUGACUCUUUUCUGUCCGUAGACUAACUAACACAAUUGUUUUAGUAAAUCACGUAAAUCUUUUUUUUUUUUCAUUGUUGGUUAUCUGGAUUUGUUUUAACAGAAUGACUUCCUUAAAAUUUCACAUUGUUGAUUAAAAAAAAUCAUAAUGUUAAAAAUAUACCACUCAGUCAUACCUAAACCAACCUAGUUAGUUGCCUUCUCUUUUUCCAGACAGGCGUUGGACACAAUGAAGAAGAGUUCUUUUGGAAUUGGAGUCCCACAAAUAGGAAAUUCAAAAUCAAAGGGGUCCCGUACUAAAGAAGGAACAUCUAUUAUUUGAGGUGGUCAAACUCAUGCUUUGUGUUUAACGAAAGAAGAGAGAAAAAUAGACGGGGAAUGAUGAGUGAAAACAGGCUAAUUAGUCGUCUCUCCCAAAACUCACAACGUCCCCCCUUGUGUCCUCCAUUAGACUCAGUCCAAGCUUCAUUUCCAAUCUCCUCCCUCACUAUUUUUGGCAAAGAAAUGGAGAGCUCUGUUUUGGUGGAAUUAACAAAACUUCUCUAACCUCUCCCAGCGAUUCCUCCUGCUAAACUAGUGAGAAAUUCACUACACACUUCUUUUCUUCUUCUGAUUCUUGAAGAAAAAUGAACUAAAAGAAAAAAGGAAAGGACAAUAAGAUCGAUAUAUUAUAUAUCAACUUUCCAUCUUCCACUUUCGCUUUCCACUUAUCUUGCUCCCCAUUGUAGUAAAGUUUGCGACUUUUGCUGCCUAUAAUCGCCAUUUCUUCUUUUAACGACCACCAUUGAUGAAGCAUCAGUCGCUCGCCGAGGUAAAUCCCCAGCGCAGUAGAGCCAAUUGCCGAUGCGAUGACAUCAGCAAUCAUCUCCCGGACUGGAUGCCUUUGCUACUAAGGUGAUCUUAGCGUAGCUCGAUCUCCUCCCGUCUUCAUAAAGGUUCAAUCUUUUGUUGAUCAAUUCCAUCAUUUAGUCGGUUUGGUGCAUCUCUUAACAAAAAGAAAGAAAAAUGGCGAAGGACUACGGUGGAUCGCCGAAAGCCCACCAGCUCGAGUCGAAAAGAAGGCGCCUGACAUGGAUCCUAGGCGUUAGCGGCCUCUGCGUGCUCUUCUACAUCAUGGGCGCCUGGCAGAACACCGCAGGCCCUCCCAAGGCUCGCGUCGGAGUGAAAACCAGAGAAGAUUGCGAAAACUCGGCAGCAAACAAGAACAACAACAAUCUCACAGCCUCCACGUCACCGUUAACAUCACCAACGGAACUGGAUUUUGAGAGCCAUCACCAGAUCGAGAUCAGCGAUUCGAGCGCGACGAAUAAAGAUUUCCCGCCCUGCGAGAUGGCCUACAGCGAGUACACUCCCUGCCAGCACCCUCCGAGGGGAAGAAAAUUCGACAGGGACAUGUUGAAAUACAGGGAGAGGCACUGCCCUACAAAAGAAGAGCUCUUGUUCUGCAUGAUCCCCGCUCCGCCAAAGUACAAGACUCCAUUCAAGUGGCCAGAGAGCCGUGACUACGCGUGGUACGACAACAUCCCGCACAAGGAGCUGAGCAUCGAGAAGGCCGUGCAGCACUGGAUCCAGGUCGAGGGCGAGCGGUUCAGGUUCCCUGGGGGAGGGACCAUGUUCCCCCGUGGUGCCGAUGCCUACAUUGACGACAUCGGUAAACUCAUCCCGCUCACCGAUGGCAGCAUCAGAACCGCCAUCGACACAGGCUGCGGAGUUGCGAGUUGGGGCGCGUACCUGUUGAAGAGGAACAUCUUGGCAAUGUCGUUUGCUCCAAGGGACACACAUGAAGCCCAAGUCCAAUUCGCACUGGAAAGAGGAGUUCCAGCUAUGAUUGGUGUAAUGGGCUCCCAGAGGCUUCCUUACCCAGCAAGAGCUUUUGACAUGGCUCACUGCUCUCGCUGCUUAAUACCUUGGUUUCAAUAUGAUGGGCUGUACCUGAUCGAAGUGGAUAGAGUAUUGAGGCCCGGUGGGUACUGGAUCCUGUCUGGGCCUCCAAUCAACUGGAAGAGGUAUUGGAAAGGGUGGGAGAGAAGCAAGCAGGAUUUGAAGCAAGAGCAGGAUGCGAUUGAGGAUGUAGCCAAACGAUUGUGCUGGAAGAAAGUGGCUGAGAAAAACGAUCUCUCGAUAUGGCAAAAGCCUAUGAACCACUUUGAGUGUGUCCAGAAUAGGAAGGUCUACAAGACUCCUCAUAUGUGCAAGUCCGACAACCCGGAUGCAUCAUGGUACAAGAACAUGGAAACAUGCAUAACUCCACUGCCGAAUGUGAACGGACCCGACGAAGUAGCCGGCGGCGCGAUAGAGAAAUGGCCGGAGAGGGCCGUUGCCGUCCCGCCGAGAAUCGCGAGCGGCUCGAUACAGGGAAUCACAGUCGAGAAAUUCAACGAAGACAACGAGGCGUGGAAGGGGAGAUUGAGUCACUACAAGCAGAUCAUCAACCCUCUGGCUCAAGGGCGGUACCGCAACGUCAUGGACAUGAACGCGUACCUCGGUGGAUUCGCCGCCGCGUUGAUCAAGUACCCCGUGUGGGUUAUGAACGUCGUCCCCGCCGGUUCGGAUCGCGACACUCUCGGUGCGAUCUACGAGCGAGGGUUCAUCGGGACGUAUCAGGACUGGUGCGAGGCCUUCUCCACGUACCCGAGGACGUACGAUCUCAUCCACGCAGCUGGCGUUUUAAGCAUUUACCAGGACAGGUGUGACAUUACUAUGAUUCUACUGGAGAUGGACAGGAUCCUGAGGCCAGAAGGGACGGUGAUAAUUAGGGAUACGGUGGAUGUGUUGGUGAAAGUUCAGGGCAUAACAAAUAGAAUGAGAUGGACGAGCCAGAUUAUGGACCAUGAGAGUGGACCGUUUAAUCCAGAGAAAAUCUUAGUUGCUGUCAAGACUUAUUGGACAGCUCAAGGUCAAGAGUUACCGAAACAGAAUUAGUAGUAUCAACUUAUGCCCUUACUUUCUGCAUACACAUAUUAGGCAUGUAACUGGUUACAAAAUCAAUCAAAAUUUUGUCUCUGCACUUGCUGCUUCCCCUUUUCUUAUGGCGUUGUCUCUCAAGAUAUUAGUUACUUCGCUUUGGUUAUAGGAGUGGCUAACCUUGCACUUAACCUCAAUGUAAGGGUGGCAGUUCAGUUAUCGGUUAACCGAAAUAACCACCUCCUACCGAAAAUCGAUCGAAACAGGCUUCGAUUUCUCGGUUAUCAGUUAAUCGAACCACUUUUAAGACUAUAAAUCAUUUCGUCCACCCUCUGAUAUCCGAUAACCGGUAACGAACUCCCACCCCUACCUCGAUGCAGUCAUCAGAAGUAUGUUUCGUCCUAGAUACUGCCAGGGUGUGAACUUUGUCAGUAUUUCAAUUAGAUAACUGGACACUUACAUUUCACGCAUUAAGCAAAUUUUGAAAGUUUUUGGAGCGAUUUUAGAAGUUGAAAAUUUUGCGUAAUUAAUAAUUGGGCAUCCGAACACGAGGCUCAACAAGUUCCUCGUGAUAAAUGAAGACUUUUUUUUUUAUAAUGAUAAAUGAAGACUUUCACAUGGAGGUUGUGUUGGUAAAGUGGUAGCGAACGUAAAAAGUAUUUUUAGUACGAUUCAAUAUUUACAUUUUACUGAGUUGAAAAUCGAAAAUGAUCUCAGCGAUCAAUUAUCGCGAAUUCUUUUAUUCAAGGAUUCGUAAUUAAAGUCGGAAAGAAGUCAAGAUAUAAAAUAGGAAGACACGAGAAUCCAAUCGAAUAUUUGUAAGGUGUGAGAUAGGUCAUAGGAGGAUUCAGGAUUGAAGAUAGAGGAGACGUUGACAGACCGCCGAUCGGAGACCACAAAAUGUGAUUAUUUAGGAUUCUUGGUGAAUUUCUGGUCCUAGAUCAAGCAGAACUGGCCCAACAGCUCAGGAAAAGGACGCAGGCGGGUGUUAAAUACGUUUCGGGAAAGACGAAUGGGUCGAUCGCACGCACUUCGCACAUCAUUAAUUUGAUGGCUCUAGUCGGCCAUUUUUUUCCUUCCUUACUACUGUGGAUUUCGUUACUUUGAGAAAGUCUUUUGGCAUUUAAUUGCCGACUGGCGAACCAUAUGUCACAGAGAAAGGGAACCAUCUGGAUGGUGGGAUCGACGUGGAAAGACUACCGGUGGCGGUGUGUGGGUUUCUGACGAGUCACCAUCGUGAUAUUUAACCGCUCAAACACUGAACUGGAACUUGAAAGUGAGGAGAACAAGUGACUAACGGUCAGACUUUGGCGUCCGGCGGGCGAAUUUCAGUGACGGACUUGUCUCAGCCGCCAGGGUCGUUUACCGGUGGCCGGCAAAGAAUUGCCAUCACAUUCACCGGCGGCGGAUUCAGAGAUUGCUAAUAUAUUCCAAAGACUAGUCACUGGAAUUUCGUCGGCUUGGUUGGUGGCGGAAAAUCGACCACGAUAGUCAUUUGAGACAUAUUGUAUAUGUGAAAAUUACUAAUGACAAAUUUAUGAGGAAAUAAUAACUUUCUUAUCGACAUGAGGUGCACGAAGGGAUUGAUAUCAAAAAUCAAUACAAAAUACAACAUUGAUUUCUCAUCCUGACAAAGGACAAUUACAGGGAAAUAAACCUAGAUACGAUAGAACAUACAAAUGAUGAGUUGUUUAAGAACUCAAUAAAUAUCUACAAGUACUAUAUUCUCAAAAAAAAUCCCGAGUUGCUUUGAAAACUUAUGGUUUACUAAUGUGUACAAGUUUUUGAGAGUAUGUAUUUCUUUUAAUGAACUGCAAUUCUAUGA